GUAAAAACACAUUGAACUUCAGGGCUCUAUGAGGCAGUUGAUCAAGAUCAGUGCUUGCUCAUUUUCUCUCCUCAGACUGUCUGUCUUGGGUUUUUGUUUUAUCGUUUUGAGCAGCUCUUUCUAUUUUUUUUUUUUUUCCCUCCCUCUUUUAGCUUUAAUAUCGGAGCGGGUUUCGGUCACCAUGGCUCUGGGAAGAGCUGCUUGUCUGCACCGUGUUGAUUUUUUACAUUUUGGCCGGCUUUGCUCCUGGGUAGCUUCAGCAAUGCUCUUGACUGGGAUUUAAUCGACAAGAUCAGUUCGACUUUUCGUGCAAUUUUUUUUAUGGCUCAGUCCAUUUUCUAGAUCAUGCACAGAAACUUUCGGAAGUGGAUUUUCUACGUUUUUCUAUGCUUUGGAGUCAUCUAUGUCAAAUUAGGAGCUUUGUCAUCUGUGGUGGCUUUAGGAGCUAAUAUCAUCUGCAACAAAAUCCCAGGCCUGGCCCCUCGGCAGCGAGCCAUCUGCCAGAGCCGCCCUGAUGCCAUCAUUGUGAUCGGGGAAGGGGCACAAAUGGGAAUCAAUGAGUGCCAGUACCAGUUUCGGUACGGGAGGUGGAACUGCUCUGCGUUGGGAGAGAAAACAGUCUUUGGACAAGAGCUUCGAGUAGGAAGCAGGGAGGCUGCGUUCACCUAUGCCAUUACUGCUGCCGGGGUUGCGCACGCUGUCACGGCCGCCUGCAGCCAGGGCAACCUCAGCAAUUGUGGCUGUGACCGAGAGAAACAGGGCUACUACAACCAGGAGGAGGGCUGGAAGUGGGGAGGCUGCUCUGCGGAUAUCAGAUACGGCAUUGAGUUCUCCCGGAGGUUUGUUGAUGCCCGAGAAAUCAAAAAGAAUGCACGGAGGCUGAUGAACUUGCACAACAAUGAGGCUGGAAGAAAGGUUCUCGAAGAGAGAAUGAAAUUGGAGUGCAAGUGUCAUGGAGUUUCAGGUUCCUGCACAACUAAGACCUGCUGGACCACGCUUCCUAAAUUCAGAGAGAUUGGAUAUAUUUUGAAAGAGAAAUACAAUGCUGCAGUGCAAGUGGAGGUGGUACGAGCCAGUAGACUAAGACAGCCAACCUUCCUGAAGAUCAAGCAGAUUAAGAGUUACCAGAAACCCAUGGAAACGGAUUUAGUGUACAUCGAAAAGUCACCCAACUACUGUGAGGAAGAUGCUUCCACGGGGAGCGUCGGUACCCAGGGACGCCUCUGCAACCGCACCUCUCCCAACGCGGACGGGUGCGACAUGAUGUGCUGUGGAAGAGGGUACAACACACACCAGUACACCAAGGUGUGGCAAUGUAACUGCAAAUUCCACUGGUGCUGCUUUGUGAAGUGCAACACGUGUAGCGAGAGGACAGAGGUGUUCACCUGCAAAUAACGGCAUCACGUGCAAAUGAACAGAAACAAAUCACCGCGAGUGAAGAAGAGUGGAGUACAACAAACGACGACAGCAUCAUUUUGCACAUCUAAUCUUCUUUGGAGAAAAAUAAUCCCAACCAACACCACCGCAACCACUCCCUCCCCGCUACUUACACUUCUAAGGAUGGUGCAUUUUGGCUGGCUGGCUGUUGUAACUGCUUUGGAAACAAGGGCAACAGGAUUAAGAUUAAGGUGAUAAGGUGAUGUUGACAACCACAUGAAACUUUCUCUCUCUCUCUUUUUUGUUUUGUUUUGUUUUUUUUUCCCCUCAACUACAAUCUGGGUGUUGCAGAGUUCUCCUAGUAAGUGUUUUAAGUUAUACAUAUCAGAGAAGCUGAUUGCAUUGCAGCUCCCAUGAAAUUUAAAAGAAAAAGACACUUUCUCAUUUUACAACAACAAAACCACCGAGCCCUGUUCAAAUAAAGCCUUUUUUUUUUUUUUUUUUUUUAAGGAAGUUAAAUCUCCACUGACUAGAACACAGCAGUCUUGCUGCAAAAACCUAAAUUUCUAAGCAAGCAGGUAGAGAGAAAACAACUGGUAGGGAGACAAAAAUCUGUGGCGGAAAUACUCCACUACCAGUUUGGAAAAAAAUAAAGUUCACGAAAGUACAUCAGCUGCCAGUGACACUGGAACUCUUUGAAUGAACAUUAAAAAUAAUUAUUUAUGUUUUUAAUAGUAUCAAAAAAUUCUAAGCACUAACGGGUAGCUAUGUCUUAAUUCUGUACUAAAUGUAAACUUAUUGGAACUCUGACUUUAUGAUUUUUUUGUAUUUGGUUCUCCCUAAUUCUUCAAUGCUACUGAUCUGUUGUCACUCCACUAUUAGAGAGUUCAAUUACUGUAGGCCUUAAGCAAUUACCAGAACUGAACAAAAAAGAUCACACGAAACUGUGGUUACAAAUGCUUGAUAAAGACUUUUCCCGCUUGCCUCCUGAAUGACUCUUUUUAGACUCAGGCUUAAGGUGGGGUGCACCUGCCCUCAGCUCCUUGUAGGGAGUUUUAGGAUAAAAAGACGUGCUUCAACAAAUGUCAAAGGUUUUGCUUUGCCAUCAAAUGCACUGGCAGGAUCUUCCAAGCGUUGCAUUUUGCCUUUAAUGGUUGAAAGUUGCUAUUACCAAUAGUUUUAAAUAACUUAUGCUCGGUAUGAACUGAGAAGUUAAUAAAAACGUGUUAGCUGAGCUCUAGGCUGCUGCAUCCUGUGAGCUGGGGUGUCUUCACAAGCACAGGAAAGAGAAAAUUUGGGUUAGUCUGUGUCGUCAUUAUUCUAAGGUUGACAAUGAUAUACCCCCCUGGGAAAUACAUGAAUGUUAAGAAAGGAACUGACUUUUUACACCAGCGCUCAAUUCUAAUUCACACACCUUUUCCCUAUGAGAGAUUUAAAAAAUCCUCAGAUAUUUUACUACUGUAAAAUCUAGUGAUUUUAACCCUAAGAGCUAGAUAGGUCCACUUUUAACAUAGCACAUUUAAUCACAUAAAUGUUUGCUCGCAGCAGCAGCAAGGGUCCCUACCUGAAUUUCUGAAAACUUGGAUUAAAAAUUUCCUAAGCUCUGCAUAUCCGCAUUUCUAGCUUUUUUUUUUUUCAUUUUAUUAUUUCUACUGAGGGGAUGCACAGCCAUGAGGGCUCCCCACCAGAGAUGGGAGCACUUCCCACACCACACAGCACUCUUGGGCCGAGGGGCUGGUGGAGGUACUGCUCCACCAGCUCCCACGCUGGUUAUGUAAAUGAGCCAAGAUCACCUCUGUAAUUCAUGGACCUGUAUUAUCAAAAGUAGCUCAU
This is a messenger RNA of Calidris pugnax (ruff), 3210 nucleotides long. It is a transcript of the gene WNT7B, whose product is annotated as wingless-type MMTV integration site family member 7B. The transcript has 4 exons. The coding region runs from base 346 to 1395 and encodes 349 amino acids. NCBI's taxonomy places the organism in Eukaryota, Metazoa, Chordata, Aves, Charadriiformes, Scolopacidae. Gene Ontology annotation, molecular function: cytokine activity; frizzled binding. Gene Ontology annotation, cellular component: extracellular region. Gene Ontology annotation, biological process: positive regulation of JNK cascade; neuron differentiation; multicellular organism development. The record is from RefSeq and is a predicted model, not a curated record.